CAUAACCUCGCAAACUCUCGUGAGUGCGAAACUUCCGCGGUAAAAGGAUUCCAAUCAACCGCCUCGAAGAAACUUGAAGAUAAUGUGUUAACGAAGACUGGAAGGAGCAACAUCGAUCAGUAUGCUCUCGCAGGUUGCGAGGAUUGUCCUCGCGUCAAGUGUCUCGACGUUGAAGCAACAGCCGUACAAAAUUGACAGUCCGCUGUUAGGGUGCCUCAUCAACGCCGUUCACACGAGCGAGUACCGACGAAAUAAUGACGAGAAGCCAUCAGCUCUCGUACUGCAAUCUUUCGCAAACGUCGAGAACAAGCAAAAAGAGACUUAUUUGGAUGUGAUACGUCAGUACAAGAGCCACAAUGAUAUGCGACACGGCCACGUGGAGUUCAUUCGGAUCGCGCUCAAGUACAUGGACGAGUUCGGCGUGAAUCGUGACCUGGCGGUGUACAAGGCUCUGCUGGACGUGCUGCCCAAGGGUAAGUUCAUCCCCAGGUUCUACUUUCAAACCAUGAUUCCGCACUAUCCCAAGCAGCAGCACGCGGCAAUCGAUAUACUGUGCAAGAUGGAACACAAUUGCGUGAUGCCGGAUCUGGAGAUCCAGAACAUGCUGCUGAAUAUCUUUGGCAUACACGGGGAACCGUUGAAGAAGUUCUGGCGAAUGAUGUACUGGAUGCCCAAGUUUGCCAAUUUGAAUCCCUGGCCCUGUCCCAGACCCGCGCCCAAAGAUCCUCGAGUGCUCGCUAGACUCGCGAUACGCAAGAUAACCAGUGUGGACGUGAAGACCAAGAUCACAGAAUUCGUGACGAAAGAUGUGGAGGAUGCUAUUGAGAACACGUGGAUUGUGUCUGCUAUGAGCAGCGACCAGCAGAGACUGCUGCAAACGCAAUCCCCUAACAAUCCACUGUUUGUAGAAGGACCUUACACAGUUUGGGUCGCUGAUCAGUGUAUAGACUAUUUUGUGCUGAGAGGAGAUGCAAAAGAGAUAAAAAAUGAUUACCAAGACAUUGAUGAUGUUUCAAAUAUCAGAAUACCUUUUUGGGACGGAAAAGAAAUAGCCGUAGCUCCUACUGUUCACGAACAGAACGACGGCACAUACUUCGCCAUGUGUGCCACUGGCACAUCCACGAAAGAUUCUUUAUUAUCGUGGAUACGUUGCUUGCAAAAGGAAAAUCCCGCGCUGGACAAAAUUCCUGUGGUAUUCAAACUGGCAUCGUCCACUAGGGAACAGGUGUUCAUCAACGAAAAGGAAAACGAGGACGAUCUUGUGCAAAGGAUUGAUGUUACGGAUCAAAAAAAUUGAUUGAAAACAAGUUACGAUAUAUAUAAGAACUAGAGUUUAGAAUAUCACUGAUGUAUCAUCGAUGCGCUUGUAAAUAGAUUUCGUGUAAAAUGUAGUAUGUUUUUACGAUUGAGGAUAUUGAUUUCUUCGUUUUACUUAUUAUAAAUAAAUUUCUUGCUCUCAGGAAAAAUAAUGCACACAUGAAAUAUAUAUGUACAAAUCUAAUAUCUUACGUUUAUUAUUCCUCUUAGCAACAUUAUUAAAAUCUUUAAUAACAAAUCUGUUAGAUCUGUUUACUAAAUUUAUUUACGGUUUUAUUUGAUUUAUAAAAAUAUUGAGUUGUAAUAUUACAUUAUACAUCUACCGAGAGGAUUUAUGUGAAAAAAUAAGGUAAACGGCAUAUGUAGAAAGUUAAUAUAAUUUAUUAUGUGCAAUCGUAGUUUGCUUGGUUCGCUUUUCUAGUGAUAAAAUAAAUCGCACACACACACACACACACAUACAUACAUACACACAAUCGCCCCCAUCCAACGUGUCAUAUUGCACCGAUUUGCCAUUUUUAUUUCCUGUAAAUAUAUAUGUAUAUUGCAGUUAAAAAAAAUAUAUUUAAAAAAAAUAUAAUACAAUUUUUUGCACAGAUAUAUAUAUAUACGAUAUCGCAUACACAUAUACAUAUAUGUGUACAAUUUUCUUGGAAUCGCGUUGUCCUUUGACAACACUACUCCGUUAAACGUGUUAAAUCUAAGUUGUUUCUUAAGAAGACACACUGUUUCAAUUGUCGCAAAUUAAAAUACGUAGCAGCAACUUUUUCUCUUCGUUCUAUAUAAAAAUCUGUCUAUGUAAACUUCUACGAUCUGUCGUUGAAGAAAAAAGACAAAAGUGAAGCCUACCUACGACCUGCGUAAGUUGUUUUAAUCUAAUGUUGUUUAAAAAAAAAAAAAAAAAAAAAAACAACGUUUUAAAUUAAGUCUUCCUAAAGUAAACUAUACAAUACUGUACUCUUUCCUAAAUUUGCGACACUGGGGAUUCUACAAAAAGCGACGAUCGUGUAACCUUGAUCAAUUUUUGAUGGACAGGCUGUGUAUAGAACGUGCCUCGUAUAAUGCUGUUUAUUGCGUCGGUUUUACGACCUUUUUAUACGUCAAUAAUUCAUCACGACGCGAACUCUAGCACCUACUUACAGCACUAAAAAUAGGAAACUUGAUAAUGACAAUUGCGAAUAUUCUAUUUCACGCCACGUGAUAAUCGAGAGAGAAAGAUAGAUUCUGUUAGAAGAAAUUCAAAAGUUUUUAUAAUAAAUCCCAGACGUUUAUGCAAAUGUAUAUCUCGGUAUAUAAAUUAAAAUUGAAGUAGAUUACAAAUAGAAAAUUACAUUUUUAUAUGUUGACACAUUGAAAAACAAUUGCAUCUUUUAAACGUAUCUCGAUUGUAACUCAGUUUGAUCAAUUUGUUUUUCUAUAGUGAAAUAUUAAUUUGCAUAAACAGUGAUUUAAUAUUGUAAAUAAUCAUGUUUCGUUGCUAUGUGUCAUAUAGUAUCAUACAAUUAAUAUACAAUUAUCUUACUCAACAAAUACUUUUGCAAACAAAUACUGUCAAAAACUUGCUAAUCGCUAAACAAUGCACCAGCUCUCUUAAACUUGUCCUACAAUUUCAGGCUUCGUACGACUGAGGCACCAUCCUCGCACCUUGAUUGUCUGACGAAGAUUGCCAGAAACAAUAUAAAAAAAAAAACCUCCUUAUUAAACUUCCUAAACUGAUUAAUGUUUCAAUUUAAUAAGUCACGUUUGAAUGUCGGCAAUAUCGAUUGUUACUCAAUAUAUUCGUUAUCGCGAAUGUUGCAAGAAUUGAUUGCGCGUAAUAAAUUCACACAACAUCGCUCGACGAGAAGUAACUAACAAUAAAUUUAAGUAACAAUAUAUUGCGCUUUGAAUUAGCUGUAAGCGUUAAUAAUGAAUUGUUUUAAGUACAAAAUGUAAAAGUACGUUGGCCACAAGACCAAUAAAUGCAGACUUCGGCUUUUUAACAAACGUUUCGAUAUCGAUUCCGAAAUUCUAAUCAAGAUCAAGCGAAUAAUUUAAGCAGUAGUUCACGUUAAAAAGCAUUUUUUAAAUAUCCACACGUAUAUAUGUAUAAUAUAUUUAAUAUAUACCUAUCUUUUA
Pseudomyrmex gracilis is the source of this 3432-nucleotide messenger RNA. RefSeq names its product evolutionarily conserved signaling intermediate in Toll pathway, mitochondrial (gene ECSIT). Gene Ontology annotation, cellular component: mitochondrion. The transcript has 2 exons. Bases 122 to 1297 code for a protein of 391 amino acids. Gene Ontology annotation, molecular function: protein binding. Lineage: Eukaryota; Metazoa; Arthropoda; Insecta; Hymenoptera; Formicidae. The record is from RefSeq and is a predicted model, not a curated record.